CUUUGCGCUCCGCCCCCCCUAGCUCUGCCCCCCGCCUCCCGGGUCCCCCGCCUCUUCUCCCUCGGUUACAGCUGCUGCGCUCUUGGCCGGAUUCCUUGUCUGCUUGGUCCUUGCCUGGUCGCGAUCUUCUCCUUCUAUUUCCCGAGACCAAUCCAGGUUCAAUCCCGCCGGGGCUCUGUCCAGGUGGGCUGCCCGCGCUCUUGCUCCUGACGUCCUGAAUCCUUUUUCCUCAUUCCGCCGACUCCAAGCCUCAGGUUCGCCUACCGAACGAAGGAGAGCAGCAUGGAGGAGGAGUGCAGGGUUCUGUCCAUCCAGAGUCACGUCGUCCGAGGCUAUGUGGGCAAUCGAGCGGCUACUUUUCCUUUGCAAGUUUUGGGAUUUGAAAUUGACACAGUGAAUUCGGUCCAGUUUUCAAAUCAUACAGGUUAUCCAAACUGGAAAGGUCAAGUGUUAAAUUCAAAUGAACUCCAUGAGCUGUAUGAAGGCCUGAAGCUGAACAACGUAAAUAAGUAUGACUAUGUUCUCACAGGUUAUACAAGAGAUAAAUCAUUCCUUGCAAUGGUAGUCGACAUAAUCAGAGAACUGAAGCAGCAGAAUUCCAAGUUGGUGUAUGUGUGUGAUCCGGUGAUGGGGGACAAAUGGAAUGGAGAAGGCUCCAUGUAUGUUCCAGAAGAUCUCCUUCCAGUUUACAAGGAAAAAGUCGUGCCUGUAGCAGAUAUAAUAACUCCAAACCAGUUUGAGGCUGAGUUACUUACUGGAAAAAAGAUUUAUACACAAGAAGAAGCAUUAGAGGUAAUGGAUAUUCUUCAUUCUAUGGGACCAGAGACUGUAGUGAUCACCAGUUCUGACUUGCCAGCUUCUUCAGGCAACAACUACCUGAUUGCUCUUGGAAGCCAGAGAAAGCAAAGACCAGAUGGCACAAAAGUGACAGAAAGAAUCAAAGUGGAAAUUCAGAAAGUGGAUGCCGUUUUUGUGGGAACAGGAGACUUGUUUGCUGCCAUGCUCCUGGCUUGGACACAUAAGCAUCCAAAUAAUUUCAAGGUGGCAUGUGAAAAAACUGUAUCAGCCAUGCAUCAUGUUCUGCAGAGGACUAUUGAAUGCGCUAAAGCACAAGCUGGGAAAGGGAAGAAGCCCAGUCCAGCACAACUGGAACUGAGAAUGGUCCAAAGCAAAAUGGAUAUAGAGAAUCCAGAGAUAAUAGUAGAAGCUACUGUGUUAUAGAAAAUAUGACCAUGUCACUCAGUAACGCACAAUGUAUUGAUGUCUUUGUUUCCCUUGCUGUAAAAAUUGUAAUGUCUGCCUGAAAGAUGUGACUUAAACUUGAUAAUUUUUUUCUCUCACAAAAUAGUGUCAAGUAUCAGCAGAUCUCUUGUUGUAAAAAAUAUGUGGUGGCUAUAUUUGGAUUUUAUUUCCAUGUUCAGAUUUCCCCUCAAAAUGCAAUUCCCUUCACUAUCUAGUGCCCUAGACAGUAUCACAAGAAUGUCUAUUUUAAAAUCCUUUUAGAUUUAGUCUGGAGGAUGAGUACUGGAAGACUGGAAUUCCUUAGAGAAAGGCAGGUAGUAUAUACAACAAUGCCGAUGGAAUUGACUACCUACUGUUUCUGACCUGAACAAUUUGAGGUCCUUGAACACAUUAGAUUUUUUUAAAAAAAAUUCUAGUAAUCCUUUAUUUUAUUUUUCUUCCAUGACUUACUUUGGACUUCACAGAAGACAAAGCAUUGGGGGCAGCAGAGUUUCUAAUAACUGCCAUUUACCUCUUCCUUUGUUUCUGCUGUAGAGAUAAAGGCAAAUCUCUUUGCUUUUAUCUUUAUUUUUUAAAAAACCCUUCUCUUAAAUUUCUGGGGCAGGAAGAUGUUUUUUUCAAGAUUAAGAAACGAAGCCAGCUAACUGUUGGGCCAGGACCCAAUAAGUAGCUGCCUACACAUAAUUACUUGCUGGUGCCAGUUUGCUUGGAGUUUCUUUGUCAAUACAUGAAAACAAAUUCUAACAGAGAAUUUGUACUGUUUGACUUUUUAAUCAUGAGCAUCUUUAUCUAAGAAUAUUCAGAUGGAGGGCAUAAGACACUGAAGAGUGUAGCAAGGAUCACAAACUAUUGAAAUAUUUGUGGGUGUUUUUUUUCCCCUGGAAAACUACUUUUUCUUAGUUAACUUAUGUGACCAUUUCAUAGUAUGCUGUCAAAUACACUAUAAUUACAAUGUAGCACUACUGCCAGAUAGUCACAAGUCUUUGUUCUACUUUCCACAUUCCUGUCAAAAGAACUUAGAAUCAGGAGGCUUUAAGACCAGCUACUAUAUCUGUCCUUAGACAAAAGGUCUCUUCUCAAAACCAGCAGCAGAACUUCAGCAGUUUGUUCUUCCCUUGUGGUGACAUCUCUUUGUUUGAGAAGUCAUCCAUAGGUCUGCUUCCUUGUUUGUCGGGAAUCAUGGCUAUGAACUUACUGGAGAAAAAUUCUGCCCUCCCUAAUCCUCUCAUCUGAGAAGGAUGACUGAUCUCAUUAUCUUGCCUAGAUUUAGAAGGUACUAUUAGAGUUAAGGUGAAUAGCAUUCUAGGUGAAUUAUAUAUUCUUAUUAACACCUUUGACUUGUAUCACCUGCUUAGCUUUCACCACCUACUUGUUGCAAGUCACUCACUCUCCUUUUGUCUGUGGAGUAAUCCUUUGUAUAAUUUAUAAUUGAAUCUUAUCACUUGACUUCUAAAGAAGUUGAGUAGUCUAUGAAAUAAGGAUUUGUAACCAAGCUAUCAGGACCAUUUUGGGGUAUAUUUUGAUGAGUGAUGUUUCAGGAUGUGAGUAUUGAUGAAAGGAGAACCAAAUGUUUUCACAUCACCUGACCUAACACGAAUAAAAA
This is a messenger RNA of Sarcophilus harrisii (Tasmanian devil), 2845 nucleotides long. RefSeq names its product pyridoxal kinase (gene PDXK). Gene Ontology annotation, molecular function: pyridoxal kinase activity. The transcript is spliced from 11 exons. Gene Ontology annotation, biological process: pyridoxal 5'-phosphate salvage. Lineage: Eukaryota; Metazoa; Chordata; Mammalia; Dasyuromorphia; Dasyuridae. The record is from RefSeq and is a predicted model, not a curated record. Gene Ontology annotation, cellular component: cytosol. Bases 283 to 1221 code for a protein of 312 amino acids.